This is a messenger RNA of Pieris macdunnoughi, 1206 nucleotides long. NCBI's taxonomy places the organism in Eukaryota, Metazoa, Arthropoda, Insecta, Lepidoptera, Pieridae. The record is from the annotation of a GenBank genome assembly.
AUGUUUCAUAAAUUCUACAUGUUAAUUUUAUGUGCACUUAAUAUACAACACGGCCAACGAUGCGUGUUAAAUUCAAGAAUACAUUUUGGUGAACCUCUCCCAGUUAUUUUGCGCAACAACCGAAUUCUGGAACCAGACGAUAAUGACGGCAACAUAGUACUAAACGCUGGAGAUGUUCUCACACUUAGCUGCCAAGGAGCUGGUUUUAUCAACCACCCAGAUAUUAAAGAUCGCCGUGAAGUAGCAACUAUAUCGUGUGAAGGCGGCGAUAACUUCAGAAACGAUGAUUGGCUAAAUUCCCUUGCUAGAUUCACGUUUUUUAGAUGUUCCUUUGCCCCAAUCCAUCAUAGUAAGCCCACAAAUAGAACAUGCUACGAAGGAUACCCCAUAAUAGACGUUGGGUACACGAUUGGAGACCAAUUUUAUCCUGUCUACGAAUCGUGUUUUGAUGACGUCCAUUUUAAUCCUAUUUAUUCAAAAUAUACCCAAAAACCCUAUAAUGCAUUCUAUCAAACUAGAGUAGAACGUCCGUUCUUCUUAGAUAAUCAUAAUUAUGAAAAUAUUCCCGUUGAAAGGCUAUUUUCCCCACCAGGCCAAAAAGCAGCAGUCGCCCAGCGAGUAGGUCCUUUAGUGGAGUCGUAUGUGACCAAAAGUCAACUUCUAUCGAGAGGACAUUUGGCUGCAAAAACAGAUUUUGUCUUUGCUUUUACUGAACGAGCAACUUUUCACUACGUUAAUUGUGCACCGCAAUGGACAGGUUUUAAUGGAGGAAAUUGGAAUACUCUAGAGGUUGAUUUAAGGAAUCACAUUCAUGAUGCUGGCUAUGACACAAUUAUCUACACGGGUACAUUUGGAAUAACUCAACUAAGCGAUAAUUUUGGAAGACGAGUUGAUCUUCAUUUAUACACGGAUCAAAAUAACAAUCCUGUUAUUCCGAUACCGCAGUAUUUUUAUAAAGUUGUAUAUGAACCGAGAACGAAGAGAGGUAUCGCUUAUGUGGGUAUUAAUAACCCAUAUUAUACUUUUGCUGAAGCCCGUGAGCUAUUUUUUUGUUCGGAUAUUUGUAGGAAUACCAGCGGAUUUGGUUGGUUAUCGUGGCAUCCUGAUAAUCCUGCUGAAGGCUAUACGUUUUGCUGUUCCAUUCCUGAUUUUAAGGAUACCGUGCACCAUUUGCCAUAUUUCGAAGUUGGAGGUCUACUAAUAUGA